AUGUCUGCCGAGAACCAGGAGAUCCCUCAGUUCAAGCUCGUGCUUGUCGGUGACGGUGGUACGGGCAAGACGACCUUCGUUAAGCGUCACUUGACGGGCGAGUUCGAGAAGAAGUACAUCGCCACGCUCGGUGUCGAGGUACACCCUCUUCAGUUCCACACCAACUUUGGUACGAUUUGCUUCAACGUUUGGGACACUGCGGGCCAGGAGAAGUUCGGCGGUCUGCGCGAUGGCUACUACAUCCAGGGACAGUGUGGUAUCAUCAUGUUUGACGUGACGUCGCGCAUCACGUACAAGAACGUGCCCAACUGGCACCGCGACCUGGAGCGCGUGUGCGAGAACAUCCCCAUCGUGCUGUGCGGCAACAAGGUCGACGUCAAGGAGCGCAAGGUCAAGACCGGCGCCGUCACCUUCCACCGAAAGAAGAACCUCCAGUACUUCGAGAUCUCGGCCAAGUCCAACUACAACUUCGAAAAGCCCUUCCUCUGGCUCGCGCGCAAGCUCGUGGGCAACCCCACGCUCGAGUUCGCUGCCGCCCCGGCACUCGCCCCGCCCGAGGUCCAGGUCGACGAGCAGCUCAUGGCCCAGUACAACGCCGAACUCCAGGCCGCCGCCGCUGCUCCCCUGCCCGACGAGGACGAUGGCGACCUCUAA
Messenger RNA from Moesziomyces antarcticus, 654 nucleotides. RefSeq names its product GTP-binding nuclear protein GSP1/Ran. Gene Ontology annotation, molecular function: GTP binding; GTPase activity. Gene Ontology annotation, cellular component: cytoplasm; nucleus. The transcript has a single exon. The coding region runs from base 1 to 654 and encodes 217 amino acids. Lineage: Eukaryota; Fungi; Basidiomycota; Ustilaginomycetes; Ustilaginales; Ustilaginaceae. Gene Ontology annotation, biological process: protein import into nucleus; ribosomal subunit export from nucleus. The record is from RefSeq and is a predicted model, not a curated record.